UAGCAAGUGGUAUUGCAAUUCACGACUGCAUAGACACUUAGAUCAACACUAACCAGCUGAAAUUUAUUUAUUGAAAAUAUCAUAGAAGAAAAUAGUUUUUGAACCUUGACCUCCUGACCCAUACCCCGUCAGUGUAAACAUCAAAGGGUUGUGUUAUCGGCUGGUCAUGUGCUGCAGUUUCGGUUAGCGAUAAGAAGUCAAGAAGAUAGCGAAAUCAGGUGGUAUUUGUUCAGUCUGUGCUGAGGCUUGUCGAUCAGAAGAACACCAGCAGUCUAAAUAGUUUCCUUGUGUCAGGGAAACAGUGUGUCCUGCAGGAUGAGUUGUCCAAGGAGAUGCUGUCUGUCUUUACGGGAAGAAUUCCGCUUGAAGAACUUUGGAUUUGGCGAUGUUUACAAAGGACGUUUUUUCAUGUGGCAUUGGCGUAUUCCUCCAAUCCUGUAUCUUCUGUACCGUUUCGUGAUGGCGGUUUACGUGGACGUAUGGCUCAUCUACCUCUGUGUCGACCAAAGCGGUGUACCCUUAAAUGGUCUGUCCUUUGCUGCCUUCCUGACCAACUGGACAUACACCGUGCUAGCACUGUACAUGACCACUCACUUCAUAGCAGCAUUCAUCCACUACAUCUGUCUCCGGUACGAGGACACAAAGUUCGUUAGAAGACCGCCAUCUCAAGGUCAUCAGAACAUGUUCCCUGAAGCCAGCACUGACCCCUGGAUGGUCACCUCAACGGGUUACGAAUCCAUCCCUGACGGUGUUGGAGAUAUAGAUUUUCGUCUUUUUGGGUUACCGUGGUAUCUGAAAAUCGUCUGGAUUCUGUUUAAUGUUGUAUCAAGCUGUGCUAUCAUGGUUACGUUAAUAUUUUUUGCGGUCCUGUUUCCGCAGAUGAGUGGAAUGGAUGCAGGGGCGAUGGGUAAUGUUCAGCUUCACAUGCUGAAUUCCGUCAUCGUGGUCAUUGAGCAUGUCUUGUCGGCAAUUCCGAUCCGAUUGCUACACGUCAUCUACCCCAUAACAUACGGCCUGGUGUAUGUUUUCUUCAGUGUAUUUUACUGGAUUCCCGAUCACAGUCGCGUCAUGUAUCCUAAAGUUCUUGACUGGAACGAGCCAGGGUUGACAAUAGGAAUGGUCCUCCUUAUUGGGUUUGUCAUCAUACCUGUUUUACACUCUUUUUUUUAUCUGAUUUAUAAAUUGAAGCUUGUCAUUUACAUGAAGCUGGGUUAAAUUGUGCCUUUUGACCAUAUAUUCUAUAUUUUGUUAAUAUGUACACCAUGUAAUACAUUGAUUAUAUAUUUUAUGAUGUCUUAAACAGGUUUUAUGUAGCAUUUUAUGUUUGUUGUUGCAUAUUAUGGAGACUUUGCUCGAAACAAAGGACAGUCAGUUUCAGCUGUUUCAAAGGUCAGAAACAAGCAUUAGACCACUAGUCUGUGGCAAGUAAACAUUUGGAAGGACUACAUCUCUAGAUUGUAGUUAAAUAGCAUGAACCACUAGCCCGAAAUGAGAUGUAGACAUUCUGGAUUUUGAUCAUAAUGUCUACUCUGGGAUGAAUGGUGACAUUUCACUGGAGCAUAAACACAAUUUUACUGUGUUACCAUGGUUACAGUUACUGUGUGCCAAGAUAGUGAUAUGGUUGGGACAUCCCUUCACAUCUACCUACGUAUUGUAUAUUGAAGGACACACUGCCAUUAACACAUGGUUAAUAUGAUUAGUUGAAGAUCCGAUAUAGGUGAUAUCGAAGGGUAUAUCUGCUAUUGGGAUUCCAUAGGCCCUCAGUCACCUAUGCCUGUUGUAAAAGUUGAUACAACAUUUUGGUACAUUAGUAGUGUUGUAAUAGUAUGAUGAUUUUAUAUUUGGGUCAGUAUGCAGAUUUCCUUUGCUUUUUUUCAGGUUAAUAUGAUUGAGUGAGUGUGUGAGUGAGUGUAUGCUUUAGACAGUGUUUCAGUUGUAUUACAGUCAGCAUGAUACGAGAGAAAGUCCUGGAGUGAAGUUUAUGAUGUGAAACCUACAAGCAUGGGCAGUGUAGACAAAACCUAGAAUUAUCAUCUGGGCAAAUCUUGGAUUCAUGCCACGCUAGUCCCAGUGUUAAGUUCAUACCAGUCCCUUUCUGAGCCUAAUACCAGUCCCUCUCUGAUCUUCAUACCAGUCCCUUUCUGAGCCUAAUACCAGUCCCUCUCUGAUCUUCAUACCAGUCCCUUUCUGAGCCUAAUACCAGUCCCUCUCUGAUCUUCAUACCAGUCCCUUUCUGAGCCUAAUACCAGUCCCUCUCUGAUCUUCAUACCAGUCCCUUUCUGAGCCUAAUACCAGUUCCUCUCUGAGCUUCAUACCAGUCCCUUUCUGAGCCUAAUACCAGUCCCUCUCUGAUCUUCAUACCAAUCCCUGUCGGAGCUUCGUACCAUUCCCUCUCUGAGCUUCAUACCAAUCCCAGUCGAGAUUUAUUCCAGUGACUGUUUUUGGUACACAACCAUCAACUGAAUAAUAAUAAUGGCUGUUUAUAAAGCACCUGUUUCCACACACUUGUGUAUGCUCAAGGCGCUAAGACAUUACCGCCCUUGAUAACCCAAGCUGCCUGUGACAGUCAUGUGACCUAUUCCACUUCUUACAAGUAUGUCUUGGAUUUUAUCGUCCAAGUUUUGGUCACACUUGUUUCUUUCAGUUGAUCAAUAGUAACCAUGGUAGCGUGUGUUUGUGAAUGUUUUGUAUUUCAUCUUCUUUAUGGACAUUGCUUAAGAGGUAGCCAGUAUACCAAAUUGAUUCUAGAGAAUCAAAGAUGAUCAUUAAUUGUGUACUUGCACAUACUAGAUAAAAAGAGAUUAGAUAUGGUAUUCAGAUAUAAGUAGAACAGUGAUCUUAUCAUUUGCAUGAUAUUAGAAUGGUUUUUCACAGCUUUUAACAAUAUUCAAGCAAUAUGAUGAGGGGGACACCGAAAAUUGCCUGGUACACAUACCCAUACUUGGAAUCGAACCUGGGUCUUUGGUGUGAUAUACACCCACAGAAAAGCUAUUAUCAAUAGACAAGACUGAUGUUUGUCUUGUUUGUAAGGAUAAACUUUCUACACAUUGUACAAUAGAGAUAAACUAGUAUAUGUAGCUUAAUGGAAGUUUUAUGUUUUCAUUUUUAACUUUUCUAUUUUAAAGAGGUUUUUACCAUUUUUACAAAUAAUUACCCCUGUCAAAUCAAUCAGUUUACAUGUACUAUUCCUACAUCUUGUCUUGCUGACAAAAGAAACCAACAACAUUGGUCAACAAGGCAAUAAGUUUAGCAAUGUACCCAAGGGACCAAGUGCACUUAAGAUUUUAUCUGCAAGCUCAAUUAUAACUUCUUUACAACUUCUGAAAUGUCUCUCAAAGAAAUGUAGAUGGGAACUGUUUAAACUGUUCUGUGAGAGGCUGCCUCUUUUUGAUAAGAUCUGUUGGAAAUGUAUGUUUUAGCCAAUUCUGUUAAGAUUUCAUCUGCAAGCUCAAUUACAACUUCUUUACACUUCUAAAAUGCCUGUCAAAGAGGUUAGAACUGAGUAUAUUGUUCAUUUAUCUAUAAUAACUUCCUUUUUAUGUGUGCAUUUGAUAAUCAUGAUGAAGAGUGUUAUCUUUGUGUAUAAUGAUGAUAGAGAAUGUAAAACAUUAAUUGAUCUGGCAUUAUGCUUUUACCCUGCUAACCCUGCUUCCGAAAUUCCAGGAAUGGUUUUGGUGUACAGAUAUGUUUUUACUGUUGUUGUCGUUGUACAUGUUAAUGUUGUUAUAUUGUACUCAGGAUUAUUGUCUGUAUUGUCGAAGCUUAUACUGUGAUAUUAUUGGAAGGAAAUUGUGUAAACAUGUCAAAAUAUCAGUGCCAUACAAAUACACUGAUGAUUGGCCUAAUGUAAAUAUUAUAUUAAAGAGACAGAAAUAAAUGCAUUGCCUUAUUGAUUAAUCGCUUAGUUUUCAUGCUUAGAAAAGAUUAGCCGAGAUUUAUUGGCUUUGGAACAUACUCAAUCAUUGUGAAGACAUAAUGGUAAUUUUAGAUUAGCACAAUGCGCGCCACAAUCUGUUGCCCACACCGUCUGUGUUGAUUGUACCAUGUGCUAAUUUGAUGCAAAUAUUGAAAUUCUAUAUAUUACCCUUAAGGUAGAAUGAUCGGAUGUAAAAACUUUCCAAUAUUUUUUAGUGAUUCUCAGUGAUGAUUGGAGCAUUAAUAUAUACGUCAUUGUUUGAUUUUUUAGAAAAGUAUGACAUUAAGUCAUCAAUUAUUAAUGAUGACACAAAUCGAUUACUUCAUGUCAUCUAAACAAUAACCUGUGUUGACAUUUCAACAGUUUUUCUUCAUUGUCUCUUUUAAAAUAUCAAUGAGGAAUGAUAGGAUAAUCUACUUGAAACUUACAAUAACAGUUUAUUUGUCCCUAGUAAAUGAAUGCAGGAAGCAUUGUAAGUCCCUGGCUGAAGGAUGGGUGUUAUACCCUAUAUUCACUCGGGACAGAUUAUCCGUAUUUCCUUGAAGCUAAUUGGUUAUCAUUUAUUUAUCAUUUAGUCCAGGCCUGUAUGUUGUCUUGCUGUACAGGCUUAAUUUGGCUAAUAUCCUAUAGUUUGGCCAUAUAUUUGGUGUAGCUUGGUUUACAGAUGUGCUCACUAUUGAAAUAGAAACUUAAUAAAGAAGUCAAAAUAACAAUAAAAUAGUUCAUUUUUGUAUGAAUAUUAAUUGUAAAUUCAAGUCAAACUCUGACAAAACUUGUUUAUCACCCAAUGAUCCAAGUUAGAGUUCUAGAUGAUUGAAACAUCCUGUAGAAUGCAUAUUAUAUAUUAUUUUUUUUAACCAAAGAUCAGAGAUUUUACCAAAAACAUACAUAAACCAAAAUCAGAAAAACUCAGCAAAUGAGCAUAUCGAUCUUAAUUUUUCUUUCUAUGCAAUGCUUCAGUUCAGAUGCAGAUAUUUUUAAAAUAGGAAGAUACUUUCCUUACUUGCUGAACAAAGUCUGACUGAACAUUUGGCCUGAAAAUCAUUGUCCAGUCUUUCAGCAUGAUCAGGAAACAUUUUUAUCACUGUACAAACCUGGAAUAUUAAACCUUUUAUUGAAGUAAUUCCAGGUCAACCAAACCAAGAGGGGACCUUUGUGCUGUUGUUUAAGCUUAUGGUGUAUCUAUAUUGUCAUGCAGUAUUUUCUCAUUUUUGUUGGUUUGAUUUUGAUAAAUGUGUAUUUGAAAUAAUGACAUCGACUUCAACAUGUUUAAGUCUUUCUCUUGUUUGUAUUUGAGCAUGCUGUCUAUUUUUACCAAUGUGCCUCAAUACUGAUUUCCUCAAAUGUAGCUGUUAUUGGUUUUGUUAUGUGAAACUUUUGUUGCGUUCAUACUUCAUGUUCACUGUCACAGUCAACAUGGAUAAUUUGCUCUGUGGAUAUUAUAUUAUUAAAUAAUAUAAUAUGUUUUGCAAUAUUGUGAUGCUAUAAUAUAGAAAAAAAAUCCAAUUUUCCCUCUUGCUAUUCAUCAUAAUUCUUAGUUUGUAGAUAAUGUUUCAUCAGCUUUUAUAGUAAUUUGUAUAAUAAAUAUAUAAAUGUU
Messenger RNA from Haliotis rubra (blacklip abalone), 5513 nucleotides. RefSeq names its product protein rolling stone-like. NCBI's taxonomy places the organism in Eukaryota, Metazoa, Mollusca, Gastropoda, Lepetellida, Haliotidae. Gene Ontology annotation, cellular component: membrane. The record is from RefSeq and is a predicted model, not a curated record.